Aspergillus puulaauensis is the source of this 600-nucleotide messenger RNA. RefSeq lists its product as uncharacterized. The record is from RefSeq and is a predicted model, not a curated record. Gene Ontology annotation, molecular function: oxidoreductase activity, acting on paired donors, with incorporation or reduction of molecular oxygen; monooxygenase activity; iron ion binding. Lineage: Eukaryota; Fungi; Ascomycota; Eurotiomycetes; Eurotiales; Aspergillaceae. The transcript has 2 exons. Bases 1 to 600 code for a protein of 199 amino acids.
AUGCUUCAUCCCGCGGCGCUUCUUGCCAUUGUUUGCGCUGGCUACGUGCUGGCCCUGCUGAUUUACCGGCUGUGGUUUUCUCCUUUGGCCAAAUUUCCAGGCCCCAAGAUCGCAGCUGCGACGCUGUGGUAUGAAACAUACCACGAUGCAUUUCGGUGGGGACAGUACACGUUUGAGAUUGCCAAAAUGCACGAGAAAUAUGGCUCCAUUGUCCGGAUUAGCCCACAUGAGCUGCAUAUCAACGACCCGGACUACUACGAAGUCCUGUACUCUCGCGACAGCCCACGAAACAAGUAUGCGUACUUCACGACGCAGUUCGGCAUUAGUCGCAGCACGAUUGCGACUGUCGACCAUUACCACCACCGCAUGUUACGCUCGAACAUGAACCCUUACUUUUCAAUCACUCGCGUUCGGAAGCAAGAACCGCUUAUACAAGGCCUCGUGAACAAGCUCGUCGAUCGGAUUAGUGCGUACAAGAACACAGGAACGCCGAUUGACCUGCAGCACGCCUUUACCUGCUUCACGACCGAAGUUGUCUCCGAUUACACCAUGGGCACGGGGCUUCACUAUCUCGACGAACCCGAUUUCAUUCCCGAAUAG